This is a messenger RNA of Tachyglossus aculeatus (Australian echidna), 1143 nucleotides long. Its product is annotated as olfactory receptor 1361-like. Gene Ontology annotation, cellular component: membrane. Gene Ontology annotation, molecular function: olfactory receptor activity; G protein-coupled receptor activity. The transcript is spliced from 4 exons. The record is from RefSeq and is a predicted model, not a curated record. Lineage: Eukaryota; Metazoa; Chordata; Mammalia; Monotremata; Tachyglossidae. The coding region runs from base 1 to 1143 and encodes 380 amino acids. Gene Ontology annotation, biological process: G protein-coupled receptor signaling pathway.
AUGGGCACAGAGCGACACUUUGAGACAACGAUCCAGGGGCAGAGUGAAGGGAAGGGGCGGAUUCCAGACCCGCGGGACUGGAAGAAUGGACAGGAUUUGGUGAUGGUCUCAGGGCGAGAGUUGAAAGACAAUGAGGAUAACUCCAAGGUGGCCAAGGUAGAGCUGUUGUCUGCGCACCCUGGCCCCAUGAACGGCACGGAGCCAGUGGCCGAGUUCAGCCUGCUGGGCCUGCUGGGCGGCCCCGACCGCCACCCGCUGCUCUUCCUGCUCUUCCUAGGCCUCUACCUGCUCAACGUCCUGGGCAACGGGUCCAUGGCGCUGCUGGUUUGGGGGCGGGGGCGGCGGGCCGACCCCCGCCUCCGCGCCCCCAUGUAUUUCUUCCUGAGCCACCUGAGCAUCGUGGAUCUGCUGUUCGCCUCGGUCACCGUGCCCCAGCUCCUGGCCGGCCUGCUGACCCCUGGGCCCCGGGCCAUGCUCCCGCAGGCUUGCUUCACCCAGAUGUACUUCUUCGUGGCUCUGGGCAUCACCGAGAGCUACCUGCUGGCCGGCAUGGCCUACGACCGGGCCGUGGCCGUGGGGCGGCCGCUGCUGUAUGGGGCCGUGAUGACCCGGCGCCGCUGCGGCCUGCUGGUGGGCGGCGCCUGGACCGUGGCCCACCUGCACGCGUUGCUGCACACGCGGCUCAUUGCCAGCCUGGCCUUCCCGCGGCCCGCCCGCCUGCGCCACUUCUUCUGCGACAUGACGGUCCUGCUGAGCCUGGCCACGUCGGACACCUCGGUCUGCGAGGCGGUGGUGCUGUCAGAGGGCCUGGCCGUGGUACUGGCGCCGCUGGUCUGCGUGGGCCUCUCCUACUGGCGCAUCCUGUUGGCAGUGCUGCGGGCGCGCCACCCCGGGGGCCCCCACCGCGCCCUCUCCACCUGCGGGGCCCACCUGACCGUGGUGGCCCUCUUCUUCGGUUCCGUGCUCUCUGUGUACUUCCGACCGCCCGCCCACUUCGCCCCCCGCUACGACCGCGUGGCCGGCGUGGUGUACGCCGUGGUCACCCCCACCCUCAACCCCUACAUCUACAGCCUCCGCAACCGCGAGGUCAAGGGGGCCCUGCGGCGGGCACUCACAAGGAAGACGGGGCCCGGAGGGACUUGA